AUGGGCAUCUUACGCCUUAGGGCCAUGGUGGUGAAGCUAAAGACAAAAGUGCUUCAAAAGAACUUACACGACGGAAAAGAUAUCGGAACUGAGGUACUCUACGCCUGGACCAUGGAACAAGACAAGGAAUUUGGAGAAAAGCAGCUUGUGGCACCUGUUCAACUUCUGGAACCAAUGGAUCCAGGAACGAUAGCCGAGUGGCAAAAGGAAUCACCUCAUCUGCUGGGUAUCCUUAUGGAGUAUUACGAGGAUGAGCACCUUCCGAAAGAUGUGCUUGUUCUGGUGGCUGCAAAGGUUGAUCAUCGCAAGUAUCAGCGUGUGGGCCAUCUGCUCCUUGAUAGUGGCUUGGGAGCUGGUGGGAGAAUGAAAUCUAAGAACGUAGUUACAGGUGACUACGUCAGGAUUGAAGUUGAUGAGCGGAUACGUAGGCUAACCCUGAACACAGCUAGCAGCUAUUACUUUGAAGAUGUCCACUUCCAGGUUGCCGAAUUCUGGAAGCCGCUGUAG
This is a messenger RNA of Fusarium coffeatum, 507 nucleotides long. RefSeq lists its product as uncharacterized. NCBI's taxonomy places the organism in Eukaryota, Fungi, Ascomycota, Sordariomycetes, Hypocreales, Nectriaceae. Bases 1 to 507 code for a protein of 168 amino acids. The transcript is spliced from 2 exons. The record is from RefSeq and is a predicted model, not a curated record.